This is a messenger RNA of Ruditapes philippinarum (Manila clam), 7148 nucleotides long. Its product is annotated as vigilin-like. The record is from RefSeq and is a predicted model, not a curated record. NCBI's taxonomy places the organism in Eukaryota, Metazoa, Mollusca, Bivalvia, Venerida, Veneridae. The transcript is spliced from 23 exons. Bases 154 to 3888 code for a protein of 1244 amino acids. Gene Ontology annotation, cellular component: nucleus; cytoplasm. Gene Ontology annotation, molecular function: mRNA binding.
UUUCGGUAAAAUAACAUUUCUCUUGUGGAGAACGAGAGAAGUACCAAAUUGGAGUCGACAGAGUCUAUACGUACCCUUUAGGCCGGAUUUUUGCGGACGCAGUACUACCGUACUGUUCGACUCGGAACUGUUAAAUUGACGACGAGUUCAAAAAUGGCAACUACUUCUGGAGCAUCAGCGGAGGAUGAGGCUUAUGAUUAUACUGAGGCUUUUCCAGCCCUGCCUAUAGCCGAUAAGACCAAUACUACACCAGUGUCCGGUCAGUGGAGCAACAAGUUUACAGUGAAAACAUCAAAAUGCACACAGGUGUUUACAGUGCCAUUGGAAGAGCGACGUUUCAAGGAUGACUUUGGAGAAAGCAGUUUUGGUGAUGAAGGAAAACAGGCUGAAAUAUGCAAGGACAUAAUGGCAAAGACAGGAGUUACAAUUGAGAUGAGCUUAUCAAAGGAUCAAACCCUGACUGUGGUUGUUACUGGUAAGGAAGAGCAAGUGAAGAAAGCAAGACGCGAGGUUAUGACCAAACUUCAGACCCAGGCAAGCAACGUGAUCCGCAUUCCAAGAGAGCACCAUAGAUAUAUCCUCGGAGCAAAGGGAAAGAAACUACAGGACCUGGAACUGUCGACAGCUACCAAAAUAACAAUACCAAGAUCUGAUGAGAACAAUGAUGUGAUUAAAAUCUUCGGCACCAAGGAAGGCAUUGACAAAGCCAUGCAUGAGAUUCAAGUCAUUUCUGAUAUUCAGUCCAAACUUGCAUACGAGAGGCUGUCCGUACAGAAAGUGUACCACCCAUUUGUUUGUGGUCCGAGCAAUUCCACUAUACGUCAACUGAUGGAUGAGACCGGAGUGAAGAUCAACAUACCACCACCUAGUGUACAAUCUGAUGAGAUCGUUGUGUCUGGUGAGAAGGAAGGCGUGAUGAAAUGUAAGGCCACAAUUAUGGCCAUCUAUGAAGAAAAGAAACGCAAGUGUCAGACGGUAUCUGUUGAAGUGAGGAAAUCCCAGCACAAGUAUAUUAUUGGUCCACGUGGUAACAGUCUACAGGAAAUCCUUGCUGCUACUGGAGUUUCAGUUGAAGUCCCUCCCCUUGACGACCCCUCGGAAACCAUCACUUUACGUGGAGAACAAGACAAGCUUGGUCCAGCUCUAACAAUGGUUUACUCUAAGGCUAACAGUGUUGUGUUUGCUGUGGUGCGAGCCGCCGACUGGCUUCACAAAUACAUCAUUGGCAAGAAAGGGGCAACUGUCAAAAACAUCACUGGAAACUUUCCCAAGGUACAUAUUGAGUUUACCGAGGGAGAAGACAAGAUCCAGGUAGAGGGACCUCCUGAAGAAGUUGAACAGGCUGUGAAGGCUCUUGAAGAUUACGUCAAGGACCUUCAAAGUCGCAUGGACUUCGCGGAAAUUGAGAUUGAACAACGAUUUCACAAACACAUUAUUGGAAAGGGGGGUUCGAACAUCUCUAAAAUCAAAGAUGAGACCGGUGUUGCUAUCAGAAUUCCUUCAGACUCGGAAAAUAGUAACACGAUCAGAAUUGAAGGGGAACCACAGGGCGUGAAGAAGGCAAAGAAAGAGCUCCUUGAGAUGUCAUCUAGGAUGGAGAAUGAGAAAACCAAAGAUAUAAUAAUCGAGCAGAGAUUUCAUCGUAUGUUGAUUGGAGCUCGUGGAGAGGGUAUCAAAACAGUGCGGGACAAAUUUAACCAAGUGCAAAUCACAUUCCCUGAUCAAGGACGUAAGAGUGAUGUUGUCACAUUACGUGGACCAAAGAAUGAUGUAGAUAAAUGUUUCCAGCAUUUACAAAAACUUACUCAAGACUUAGUAGCUAGCAAUUACCAGGCUCAGGUGCACAUUUUCAAAGAUUUUCAUAAGAAUGUUAUUGGAAAAGGUGGUGCUACAAUUAGAAAGAUUCGUGAAGAAACAGAUACUAGAAUAGAUUUACCAACAGAGGCAUCUGACUCUGAUGUGAUAGUCAUCACUGGCAAAAAACCUAAUGUUGAGGCAGCUAAAAAGAAAAUAGAAGCUAUUCAAAAAGAUCUGGCUGAUAUCAAGGAGUUAUCAGUGGAAGUCCCCCACAAACUUCACAACUCUAUUAUUGGUGCUAAAGGUCGUCUCAUUCGCUCCAUCAUGGAUGAAUGUGGCGGCGUGAUUAUACGGUUCCCCGCUGAAGGAAGUACAAGUGACAAAGUCACAAUCCGGGGACCAGCGGAUGAUGUUGAUAAGGCCAAGAAACAACUGCUGGAGUUGGCCAAUCAGAUUCAAAAUACAAGCAAUGUUGAGGAGAUUAGAGCUAAACCUGAAUACCACAAGUUCCUCAUUGGUCGUGGUGGCAGUAAAAUUAGGAAGGUGCGUGAGAAUACAGGGGCAAGAAUAAUCUUCCCAACUGGCGACGAUGCUGACCAAGAACUUAUAACCAUUAUUGGAACCAAAGAGAGCGUCGCUGAUGCAAAGACAGAGAUACUGGGCUUGAUCAAAGACUUGGACAACAUUGUUGAAGGGGAAGUAAAUGUUGAUCCCAAGCAUCACAAACAUUUUGUUGCACGUCGUGGUGAGGUGUUGAGACAGAUCGGUGACGACUACGGCGGUGUGACCGUCAGUUUCCCUCGCAGUGGUGUCAAGAGUGAUAGAGUUGUUAUAAAGGGCGCCAAAGAUUGUGUAGAAGGGGCCAAGAAGCGAAUCUUAGAAAUUGUUGCUGAUCUUGAUGCACAGGUUACCAUUGAAUGUGUGAUUCCCCAACAGUUCCACAGAACUGUGAUGGGAGCCAGGGGAUCUAAUGUCCAAGUGAUUACACAGAACUUCGAUGUCUCCAUCAAAUUCCCUGACAGGCCAAUGGCAAAUGGAGCUGGGAACAAGGGUGCUGGAGAUGCCAGUGAUAGCAUGGUAAAUGGCGAGGAACCUUCGUCGCCUACGGCAACUGCCAAGAAAGACACGAUCAUGAUCACAGGGAAGAUUGAAAACUGUGAGGAGGCAAAGAAAGCGCUCUUGGAUCUUGUACCAAUCUCUAAAGAGGUUAAUGUUCCAUUUGACUUCCACCGUUAUAUCAUUGGUCAGAAGGGAAAAGAUGUUCGCAAGCUUAUGGACGAGUACAACGUGAAUAUUUCCAUUCCCCCGCAGGACCAACACAGUGAUCUCAUCAAGGUCACAGGACCACCAGCCAACGUCCAGAGAGCCGAGGAUGCUCUGGCAGAUAAAGUGAAAGCUUUGGAGCUAGAGAAAGAGGACCGCUUACUGAAGAGCCACAAGUUGACCCUAGAGGUGAACCCUUCGUACCAUCCUAAACUGAUUGGUCAUCGUGGCGAGGUUAUCAACAAGAUCCGGUCUGAGCACGAUGUGAAGAUUCAACUACCUGACAGAAAUAACGAGGAUCAAAGUAUGAUUACAAUCAUCGGGUACGAGAAGAACUGUGAGGAGGCCAGAGAUGAAAUUCUACGCAUGGUUAAAGAUUAUGAUGAUAUGGUACAUAUUGAAGUUAAAGUAGAUCAUCGUAUACACCCACGUAUCAUUGGUCAGCGAGGGCGUGGUGUCAGAAAGAUACAGGAGGACUACAAAGUUGACCUGCGCUUCCCACGUCCUAAUGAAAACCCAGAUAUCAUUGUAAUUAGUGGCGGUGAAGAUGAUGUUUAUGACUGUAAAGAUUACUUGCUGAACAUGGAGGAAGAAUUUCUUCAGGAUAUGUUAGAUAACGAAUACAUUCAGAGUUUAACACAGGCUCCUAGUAAACGAAGCGAUGAACCAAAGACAAACGAUCGUGGUUUUGUCAUCAAGAAUGCACCAUGGGACUCCGCCCCUGACACCAGCAGCACGUCGGAGUUCCCAAGUUUUCCUGGAGCCGGUAGCGGUAAUGCCGUGGCACCUAACAGCAACAAAGCCUGGGGUCCUGGACGUAGAUACUAAAUGUUGCGUGGGAGGAUAUUGUCGGCUUUUACAAGACUAUGAAAUGUUUACAAGACUGUAUAGAUAAAUUCAUCAUGCAAAAUGUUAAAUAUAAUCACUGGGUAAUGGUGAUGCUUUAAACAUGGUUAUCUCUGCUGAAAUAUUGGGAGGGUUUUAUACUGAAAAGUUUUUUUUGUUUUUAUAAGAGAAGUGAUAUAAAAUUUUAUAUAUAAAUUAUUUACAUUAACUCUUUUUGAAAUACCUGUAAAAGGUACUUGAUUAAAUCAUAGAGGAGAGUUACUAAAUUAAUUUUGACAAGUGGACAUUAUGAAAGUUAACAAAUUUUUUCAAAUAUUCAAAGAUCAAGAGGAAAUAAUUUUAUUACAUAAAUCUGUAAAAUAUUUUUGUCAAUAUUUUAUUAAUUCUAUUGAAAAUUCUUGUGAUAUGUUAUUUGUUAGCUCGCAGGUCAAUCAUUUUACGCAGGUAAUGUUCUUGAUUUAUAUUUUUUAGAUCAUGUUGUGUCCUGAUUAAGUGUAAGGAAAAGUUUGAUACACAUGUUAAAAUCUGCCUUCACUAGAGUAGAAUAUUAAGAAAAUUGGUAAUUGAUGUAAUAACCUAUAAUAAGAUAUACUAUAACUAAAGGAAGCAAUUUUACAUGAUGAGAAAGUUUUAAUUUUUAGAUAUUUUUUUGUGAUUUUUUCCCCCUUUUUAAUUAAGAUUGUUAUUUUUUCCUGUAUUUUAUCAAGUCAGAAAAUUAUUGGGAAAAGAAACUGUCAAUCUUUUCUGUUUCGGGUUUUAUUUACUGUCUUCCAUAUUUUAUAUUCUGUUUUGUUAAGCAUUUAUUCAUUUUCUCUCAUAAUUUUGACGAUGCAAGUUUAUUUUUAAAUACUCUGAUAAACAUCAGAGUAAUUCAAAAGCCUGUUAGAUAUGAAAUUAAACCUUGUGCAAUUUAAAAAAGGAAUUUUUUUAUAUGAUAUCUUACUUUUUUCUGGAAAGGUAUCAUUUUCUUGUCUACUCUAAAUGUUCAAUAGUUUCAAAUUUAUUUUCUUUUUUUAUUAUAAAUCAUGUUUUGUUUGAAUGAUUUUUAAAUAGCUAGUACAUAUAGUGCUCUUUCAUUAGUACAUGAUUGAAAUGAGUGUUUUUUUUGUAGAAGAUUUUUUUUAUAGAUAUAUAGUAGCUAUUAUUAUUGAAAAUUCUUUAAUUCUGCAUGUAUUUUAUUAACACAUGGUUUAUUUGAUUUUCAUAAAAUGAUGAUUUCACGAUAGUUGUUUUUAAAUUUUUGUACAGAAAAAAAUAAUAUAAAUAUGGAGCUGAAUUAAUGAAAAAUAUGAAAACUUCAGGCACAGUGUUACUUGUUUCUUAUUUUGAAAAGGUUUAUUGUUUUUGACAUAAAUAUAUUAGUGCCUGAUUUAUGCAAAAUAUACAGUUGUUAAUGUUAGCAAUGUGUUGUUUUUUUGUACAGAGAAGAUUGUCUGUUGCUGUAUGUUGAUGCCUGAGGUUACUGUGUUGUUUAUUUUUGUUGUUAAUUGAAUAUUUUAUGUAUAAUAAAAAAACAUUUAUACUUUAAUUAUGGACUCACUGCUGAUGCUUUAAGACACUUGUAACUACACAGACAAACUUUCAUAUAGUUAACAGCGGACAAAAAUGCUACAAGUAUAUAUAUCUUUAUUAUUUUAAACUAUUAAGGGGAGGUAAGUCAACUGUAAACUGUAGGAAAGAUUGUUUGUAAUGAAUUUUAUUUUCCGUUCACUGUAAAUUUAGACAGAAUGCUACAGUUAUAAGAAUGAUUGGCAUUCAAUUUGUGUUUUUGAUUUUGAUUUUUUUUUUGUAAGUAUAUUUUGCUCAUGAAUGGUGAAUAGUGUCACAAAAAGUAUAAUUGUUUAAUAUACAGGUUUGUUUAUGGGUUUACAAUUGAAAUGGUUUAUUUGUAUACAAAUGUGUUUAAUUAAUUAAUUAUUUUUUCACGUGUUUGAACUUCUCUCCACUGUGUAAGGUAUUGAUUCAUUUAGUAAUGCAUCUUCACAUUUAGUAAUGCGUCUUCACAUUUAGUAAUGUGAAAUGACCAUACAUUUAGUAAUUUUGUAAUUGUAAACAACUGGAUUUAUUCAACCAUUCUAGACGUCAAACAUGAAAAAUUACAUUUUUAAUUGUUUUAUUGUGAAUGUCAUGUUAAUAAUUGCUUUUUUUCUGAGGGAUUUGGGUUUUGAGAACAUGUGUUUGUAAACAUGAUAUUGGGGUGAAUGUGAAAUGUUAGUUUACAACCUAGUCAUAAAAAAGACCAAUACACCAAUUUACCUGGCCAAAUAGCAACACCUUUAUUGAGCUACAGGAGUAAUUUGUAGUUGUAGGCAAGACUACAAAAUGACUGAAUAACUGAAAGUUUGUUAGUAGCCAUGCUUUUCAGGGUUUUAUUUUUACAACUUUUUUCUUCAGUUGAGUUAUGUUUCAUAUAAAAUCAGUUUAGAAUAGAGACUCUUAAAGUUGUUGCUAUGUCACAGUGUAAAAUUACUCCUGUAGAUCAAUUCAUUUUAUAAUAUUCGAAAUAAUUUCAUUCAUUUUAUGUUUAAUCAUUAUACAUGUAUAUGCAUUUUAAAUGUGUUUUGAUUGAAAAUGUCGCCCUGUGUAUUGAAAGAUAUAAACUGUCAUAUAAAAGGUUGUAAUUUUGGUAUUAAUGAUUAUAUAGGGACUGAAGAUGGAGCGUUGAUAAACUUUUUCUUUGUUGUUUUUCUUCAGUUUUGAAAAUGUCUGGUGUAAUAAAUUAUGUAUGAACUUAUUGCAUACUGAAGCUGAAACUUUACCCAGCAUUUCUUGUUUUUGAGAUUUUCUUGAUUACAGAUGUGUCAGUGUUUAUAGAAUGAAUUUAUUAUGUCUCGCAUCACGAUCAAUAUAAUAAACCUUGUUUGUUAGAACAGAAUUUCUGCAAACUGUGUUCACCUAAAUAAAAUACCCGGAGAAAAUUUGCCUGGUUCCUGGCUGUGAGAUUUUUUAUAAAUCUUGAAAUCAUUGAAAAAAUAAUAUGUUCUGGUUCCCGACUUGAUCAAAAUGAAGCGCGUUUAUAUAGGCUUAAAUUUGGAUUAGUGGGGAUUAAUAAAUAUAUGAUGGACUGAUUGUUAAACAACUUGGAACUAGAUAAGUUUUGUCGUGUUAUAUGUAAUAUUGUAUAUAUUUUACCAUGUUUAAGAGAAAUUGUAUUUUUCUUCAUCAAUUUAUCUCAUUGAAAAUUGUACAUUGAAUAAUGUACAGGAUGAAUUAAAAUUCUAAAUAAAGGAAAUUCUAAAUAA